AUGGACCAACGCGACUUAACAGCAUCGGGCAAUCCCAACGACGACCUCGACGCCGACGAGUAUUGGGCAGAGAACGAUGCUGCCGAUCCUGGGCGGCAAGCCGACGCCCCACUUGACCACGAAGUUGCAGCACGUCACACAGGCAAGGGCAAGGGAAAAUCCAAAGUCGUCCCACGUAAGUUCCCAACGCCGGAAAAGCGCCUGCUCCCUCGAAAGGACUUCUCGUCCAUGUGUAUGGUUGCGCAGAAUGAAACGACUCAGCUGAAACGUGAGAAGUUCGAAUACAUGAAAGAAAACAACAAGAGCAUUCAAGCUGCAGCCGCCGUCAUCGAUUUGCAACGAAGUGCCGACAAGCUUGACCAGCGCCCUUUCAAGAUCCCGUUGCCGUGUUCGCAGACCUAUACUCGCAUGACCGGUGUUGAAAGCGUCGUCGCCGCUGGCGCUUGA
Aphanomyces astaci is the source of this 447-nucleotide messenger RNA. RefSeq lists its product as hypothetical. The coding region runs from base 1 to 447 and encodes 148 amino acids. The transcript has 2 exons. NCBI's taxonomy places the organism in Eukaryota, Oomycota, Saprolegniomycetes, Saprolegniales, Verrucalvaceae. The record is from RefSeq and is a predicted model, not a curated record.